UUCACUAAACAAGUCACUAUAAAAGGUCUGUUGGUCAGUAAAGUUGCCAGAACGUGAACACUGUCAAGAAGGUCACUCACUACACUCAAUUUUAAAAUGACUAAGCCUAGUGAACAUAUCAAAAGACCAAUGAACGCAUACAUGGUGUGGUCAAGAAAGGAAAGAAGAAGAAUCGCCGAAGAGUGUCCAAGGAUGUUAAAUUCAGAAAUCAGUAAGCGACUAGGUCUGGAGUGGAACUCAUUAACACACGAGCAAAAACAACCAUACGUAGAAGAAGCCAAGCGACUCAGAGAAUUACACAAGAAAGACCACCCAGAAUAUAAAUACCAACCGAAGCGGAAACCAAAAACAUGUCCCAAAAUCAAAACACAGAGUCCAUUUAACUACGGCUUUCCUGGAGAAGGUCUUCCUCUGCCGACUCCUUCACCGACCGCUACCCUGUGUCCUCCUCUACCAUCUCACAUGGUUCCUAGCGCUACAAUGAUGAGUAUGGGUGGUUGUCCUGGAGCUUGCACUAUCGCUGAACCUCCACCACCAUAUCACUUUGCACCACAYUACUCACUUCAAUCCAUGUCAGAAUAUAAAUCGCCUUGUUCUUCUCACAUGUCGUUGAUUGGCAGAGACAUAGCGUAUCCGCCAUCAGUAGGAUACACGUCACAUGGGCCUCUUAUAGGCCAUCCUAUGCACGUUAUGCACCAUCGUGAACUCUUACCUGAAUCAGGAGUUGUUCGUACUCCAACGCCUAUUGAUGCUAGAAAUGGCCUCCCAAGACAUCCUCUAGACUGCGUAGUUAUGAGACCCGAUGGAUAUUAACACUGGUUAACACAUUCCACAAGUAACAACAGUCUUCAAAGAAAGAGACUUUUAUAGGAGAAAAGACAUUUAUACGCUUUAAAUUAAAGCAUUAUACGUUUUGUACAAAACGAGAGCCUCGUAAGGGGCUGAAAAAUGACUGCAAAGGAUAUUACAGUAUAAUGUCAUGUAUAUUUUUAAUAAAAGAUUUCUACAGUAGUUUUCAGUCCCACAAAAAUGCUAGCUUAUUUGAAGAUUUAUAAUGUAAACUAUAAUUUGUAUUUAAUACAAACAUGUAAAUAAAAGUUUGCUUGUACAACAUU
Molecule: messenger RNA, 1115 nt
Organism: Exaiptasia diaphana
Lineage: Eukaryota; Metazoa; Cnidaria; Anthozoa; Actiniaria; Aiptasiidae
Product: transcription factor SOX-14
Exons: 1
Coding region: 97-813 (238 amino acids)
Biological process (GO): regulation of DNA-templated transcription; cell differentiation; anatomical structure morphogenesis
Molecular function (GO): DNA-binding transcription factor activity, RNA polymerase II-specific; RNA polymerase II cis-regulatory region sequence-specific DNA binding
Source: RefSeq, a predicted model, not a curated record